UCGCGACCUCACAUUCCCAACACUUUACAAACAAAACAAAACCAGAGGGAACACCCAGCUCUUCAAAACACAGCGUAAUUGUUUCUCUCUCUCUCUCUCUCUCUCUCUUCAGGGUCAACCUCUUGUCAUGACGCUGUUACAGCAACUAUGAGACCGGGCUUUUCGGUGCUGUAACAUCGUAAUAUGUUCAAGCCAUAGUUAAAAAUGAGGGUCUUCGUUAGAAUUCACCUGAUCUGCCAGGUUUACUUGGAAGAAAUCAUUCCGCCAAGCUUUAUAUUUGAGUAUAGCUGCGGGAUCGAAUCACUUCAGUUAAUCAAAAGCCUUUAGUACUGGGGAAGGACUGAGUGCAGGAUCAUACAGGUGUGCCAACACAUAGAUUCCACUUGUUGGCACCACCGGUGAUCACGAGAUCAUGGCAAAACACCAGCACAGAAAGGACGCUUGGGAUGCUUCGGGGACGUCGGUUGCAAUCGAGGCACCUCGAAAAAUUUCCGACCAAUUUUCCCUACUUUAAUCUCACGCCCCUGGAUAUUUUUCCUUUUUAAAAAAAAAGGGAGGGGGAGGAAAGGCGGUUAGCGCGCUGAUACAGUUCGUGGGGCCGAACCUUUUAGCUCCUACUGAUCACUUCGUGGAAGCUCGGAAGCCGAAGCUCCCAAGCGCCACCGCCUUCCCAGAGCGGAAAGCGCCCCAUUAGUCUUGCGCUGGACGCGAAGGCUGGGCUUGGAGAGAGCCCUCGGUUGCUCCCCCUGUGCCCGGCCCGGUCUCAAAGACGUCAUGGGAGGGAGGUAUAAAAUUUCAAGCGAGAGAAACCGAAGCAGGCAGUGCGCCUGGCGAGAAAAGGCAGCGGAGGCGACGGCGAAGGGGUCCGAGGGGAGCUCGGCGGCGGUUUGCGAGCGGGACGGCUGGCUCUCGGCGGAAGACAAGAGGUGGCUUCUGCCAGAAACUGGGCACCCGGGCGACGGCGGGCGAGCUCCGAAAGCCGGCCAGGGGCACCGCUAGCCGCUCUGCCCGCCCGCGCCCAGCUCAGGAGCGAGAAGAACGGCAAAGGCAGGUCGGGCACAUCUCUUGAGGGGACCCCGUCUCGGCGCACUUCCCACCGGCAUGGCGAGCGACGAAGCCGCCGGAAUGGAGCGCAGCGGCCGCCGCAAGUGCGCUCUCGGCCCCUGACCCGUGCGCUCCCCGCGGAGUCUUUCGGGCGUCUGCCCCCUCCGAAGCUGCCCAGCGGCGCGGCGGGAUUGGGAGCCCGGGCGAGGCGGUGAAGCCGGCAGCUCGUCCCUCCCCCGGCCCGAUUUGCCCCCUCGCCCUCAUGGAGAGGAACCCCGGCGGGGCGGGGCGCCGAUCCGCUUCCUCCUCUGCCUGGAGAGCGGCCGGCGGUUCUUCCUAGGCUAGGAGUCCAACCCGCUCCCGAGGCCGGCGGGGAGAUCCUUCAUGCCCCUUCUCGCCAAGUGCCAAACUGCAGGAUCUGCUUGGUCGCCCGCGCCUUUCCGCCCGCGCGCUUUCCUGCGGAGUUGCCCCGCCGCCCUUUCCCCACCUUGCCCCACGCCUGAAGAUGCACUUGCACGGGACUUUGCUGCUCCUCUCGCUCCUGAGCUUGGCCACCGUCAGCCUGUCGCUCUCCUCCUGCACGACGCUGGACCUGGAGCACAUCAAGAAGAAGAGGAUAGAGGCCAUCCGGGGCCAAAUCCUGAGCAAACUGCGCCUCACCAGCCCUCCGGAGAGUGUGGGGCGAAGCCACGUGCCCUAUCAAGUCCUGGCUCUGUAUAACAGCACUCGGGAGCUACUAGAGGAGAUGGAGGAGGAGAAGGAGGACAGCUGCUCUCAGGACAACUCGGAGUCCGAGUACUACGCCAAAGAGAUCCACAAGUUUGACAUGAUCCAGGGCUUUCCCGAACACAAUGAGCUGCCGCUGUGCCCCAAAGGAGUAACUUCCAACAUGUUCCGCUUCAACGUGUCUUCAGCAGAGACAAACAUCACCAGCCUCUUCCGGGCAGAGUUUCGGGUCCUUCGCUUGCCAAAUCUCAGCUCCAAACGUUCGGAACAGCGUAUUGAACUCUUUCAGAUCCUGAAACCUGAUGAGCAUAUUGCAAAGCAGCGGUACCUAAGUGGCCGAAAUGUACUGACACGGGGCUCUCCUGAAUGGCUGUCCUUUGACGUCACAGAGACUGUCCGUGAAUGGCUUUUGCAUAGAGAAUCUAAUCUGGGACUGGAGAUUAGUGUCCAUUGCCCAUGUAACACUUUUCAAUCCAAUGGUGACAUUCUGGAGAAUCUGCAUGAGGUGCUGGAGAUCAAAUUCAAAGGGAUAGACGGUGAAGAAAGCCAUGGUCGUGGGGACUUGGGGAGCCUGAAGAAGCAAAAAGAUCUGCAAAACCCCCACCUGAUAUUGAUGAUGCUGCCGCCACAUCGUCUUGGGAGUUCAGCUGUGAGAAGCCAGAGAAAGAAACGAGCACUGGACACCAGUUACUGCUUUCGGAACCUGGAGGAGAACUGCUGUGUACGUCGUCUCUACAUUGAUUUUCGUCAAGAUCUGGGCUGGAAAUGGGUGCAUGAGCCAAAGGGGUACUUUGCUAACUUUUGCUCCGGGCCAUGCCCCUACCUUCGUAGUGCAGAUACCACACACAGCACGGUUCUUGGUUUAUACAAUACUCUGAAUCCUGAAGCAUCUGCUUCCCCCUGUUGUGUUCCCCAGGAUCUGGAUCCCCUGACUAUCUUGUAUUAUGUUGGAAGGACCCCAAAAGUGGAACAGCUGUCUAACAUGGUUGUGAAAUCUUGCAAAUGCAGCUGAAAAGGACCCAAUGCAAUUCACAGCUCAGAAACGGCAACCACUACCCCUGAUCCCAGAGUAAAACUCAAGCCUAAAUCCAUUUCUGCCUCCCUGACUUUAUCACCUUGUUUCCUCAUGAAGGUUUUUUCCUCCAUUUAUGGAUAUUUGAGGAAAUGGACACAAUACAAGCUAGAUUUUUAACGGAUAAAGAUCACCAAAUAAGGGAUUUUUCCAAGGAGGAAAUCAUGAACAGAGCUGGAGCAUGCAGAGCAUAUAGGAAAACUAGACCUCUUUGCCCAUCACUAAUUUUUCAUCGAGGUCAACCUUUUUCGCAGGAGGAGGAUGAUUGGUUUCCUUUUAACAGAACAUAUUUUAUUAGCAUCCAUACCAUAAUGGAAGUAAUUAUUCUGCAGACGAGUGAGCACAGGAAAUUUGUGGUCCAAAUAGGAAUCUUUCUCACAAACUCUUCUCCAUUUUCUCUUUCCUCCUGGAACACCUGCUGGAGGGCUUCAGCCACAGAGAUUGGCUUUGUCCUUCUAUCCCAACCCUAUUCUUUGGUAAUCUUGAGGCUGUUGUAGCGGUUGAGAUCUUUAAAAAAAAUCUGCCCAUCUUAUACAAGGACUUAGCCUAGGCCACACCUGCCAAAAUUUUAUACAAAAUGUUAAUCUCAAUAUUGUAAAAAAAUAAAUAUUUUUCUUUUGGAUAUUAGAAUUUUAUGUUCAAGAAAGUUGUUUCCCUAUGAAAAGGAAGAGGUAUUUCUACAGCUGUAGAAGAACCCACAUAGGUCAGUUUAUAGCACUUAUUGCAGCAAGAAGCCACCCUUGAUUAAAACCCCAUUUUCAGUGACUGAGAGUCAUGAAGGAAAUGGCAAUGCUGAAAUGAGAUUUGCACAAGGCAAUGACCAUUUGGGUCAGUUGUUGUUCACUCUUCACUUGGUAGUGUUGGAUUAAUGUUUUACUUUUCCUAAAUUGCUUUUAAAGAUGUGUUAAACCUACAAGAAGUACUUAUAUUAUUUUGAACUAGCCCCACUUUUUUAAAAAUGGAAAAAAAAUCACUCCAUUUGCCAUUUAUGUUCCCAAGGGACUAACCUGCAGACAUGACUAUUUUAUUAUUAAUUUUUCCAGAAAAGCAAGGAGAUUGACCAAUCUAGAUAACCUUGAGAGACAUGUAGCAGGGUGAAGGAUUGGUUUCCGUUGUUAUGAACAGAUGUUAACGUAAGUAUCACAGUGAAAGGGCUCUCUGGUCUCCUAAGGUCCUAACAACUGAAGACCCCACACUUUUAAAAUAACAGUUGUUUCUGUUGCUUCAACAAUGGAUUCAGAUAUAUCCAAAAAGCACUACCAUAUUUUCUGGCAUAUAAGACGACUUUCUAAGCAUGCAAAUCGUCUCCAAAGUCGGGGGUCAUCUUAUACGCUGAGUUGUCUUAUACGCCGGAAAAUACUUUUGUCAACCUGAUUGCUGACACAUUUUCCCUAUUGCUUACUUGUCAGUUUCACAUAUUUAGACAUUGGGUUGAUAAUUUUUAAAUAAUUAACUACAAAGGUAGUAGACAGGAUGAAUGAGGAAGCAGGUAUAGGGUGAUAAGGGACUUCUUCUCUUUGCCCCAUCACUGUGGCACUGUUCUAAUUCUCCUGUAGCAUGGAAGUAGUCAGUAGUCACCUCAUGCAGAUCAGGACAAUAAACAAAGAUGUUUUAUCCCCUGCUUCCCCCACCACCACCAUCACCAUUUUGGGGUUUUAAUCACAUUGGAAGGUUUUUGCUUGAAUUGCUACUGAAAAGAAAACUGUUGGAAGACCUGAAGGACCAGGUUACAGACAAAGUCUUCUAGAGAAAAUCUAUGUGGAAUGCUAAGAAUCAUACUUAUUUUAUGGCACAUAAUCAAUCAAUCAAUCAAUCAAUCAAUCAAUGAAAGCAUAACAGAUAUUCCUCAAGAUGAGGAAGAACACAUUUGGCUUCCAAACCACAUUGAGGCCCUUAUGCAGGGAAUCAGAAAACCACUGUUUCGGCACUCUUUUUCUUUUUUUGCUGCAAACAAGACAAGUGGACUAUUGGAGUUUGUCAGUUCAGAAUGUGAUACUGAAUUGCAUAUUGCUCUCCUUUAUUUCUGUUAAACCGUAGCUAGGCCUCUCUCUAGCACAACCUUAUUACUGUUCACUUUCUAUCAUGCUGUUCUAAUUGCUAAUAAGAAACAUUUUUAUGAAACAUGAAAAAUUCCAGAUACAGCAGCUGGGGUGGUAUCAAUCUAUCAUAUCAACUUUUUGGCUAAGAGCCUGUGGCAGGAAAACUGAAAUUCAGAUAAGAGGGUACUUCCCACUCAUUGCUUAGCUUUUAGCCUUCUAAUUUUUCUUUUAAGAUCUCCUUGAUAUAUAACAAGUUAAAAGUGAGGCAAGUAACUGUCCCAAGGACAUACUUUACUGUGUUUUAACUUUUGUGCACAAGAGAUAUCUCUUGAUUUCUGCAAUAACCUAUAUAAUUUUGAAGUGAAAUAUUUAUAAAUAAAUGACAACACAUACA
Crotalus tigris (Tiger rattlesnake) is the source of this 5275-nucleotide messenger RNA. It is a transcript of the gene TGFB3, whose product is annotated as transforming growth factor beta 3. Gene Ontology annotation, cellular component: extracellular region. Gene Ontology annotation, molecular function: type II transforming growth factor beta receptor binding; cytokine activity; growth factor activity. Lineage: Eukaryota; Metazoa; Chordata; Lepidosauria; Squamata; Viperidae. Gene Ontology annotation, biological process: BMP signaling pathway; transforming growth factor beta receptor signaling pathway; SMAD protein signal transduction. The transcript is spliced from 7 exons. The record is from RefSeq and is a predicted model, not a curated record. The coding region runs from base 1550 to 2782 and encodes 410 amino acids.